This is a messenger RNA of Arthroderma uncinatum, 600 nucleotides long. RefSeq lists its product as uncharacterized. Bases 1 to 600 code for a protein of 199 amino acids. The transcript is spliced from 2 exons. The record is from RefSeq and is a predicted model, not a curated record. Lineage: Eukaryota; Fungi; Ascomycota; Eurotiomycetes; Onygenales; Arthrodermataceae.
AUGUUUUCCAGCUUCUUCUUCAUCUGCUGGCGAAUCGGCCAAUUGGUCACUCUGAUUCCGCCAAUUGGCAUGCUCUCGUGGUUUAUCGAUGGCUUCGUCAAAGCAAACAUCAUCACACCAACAUACAUCCUCGUUCUCUUCAUCGUCAGCGUCUUAGGCGGUGUAUGGGUCCUCGAAACCCUCUUCCGCUAUAAAAACACAAAACGCUCAGCCAUCUUCGUCUCGUUCGUCGACCUCUGCUUCUUCGGCGCUUUGAUAGCUGGUGUCUACCUGCUUCGCGGUAUCGCCGGGGAAAACUGCAAUGAUUUCUCGCGCAGCAACUUCCUGCUUACCCUGGGACCGUUUGGGUACUAUGGCCAGCAACAACAUAACCCACUAAGCAAUGAUCCGACCAAAGUCUGUUCAAUGCUGAAGGCUUCGUUCGCCUUUGGAAUUAUGAACAUCAUCUCCUUCUUCUGGACCGCCGUGUUUGCCUAUUUCAUUUCCCACCACGAGGAACACCAUGAGAAGCGAUCGCGUCGGGGAAGCCACUCUAGCCGCCGAAGCAGCAGCCACAGACAUCGAAGCAGCUCUGGAAGACGGAACUCAUACCAUGUUUAA